Messenger RNA from Pyrenophora tritici-repentis Pt-1C-BFP, 2226 nucleotides. NCBI's taxonomy places the organism in Eukaryota, Fungi, Ascomycota, Dothideomycetes, Pleosporales, Pleosporaceae. The record is from RefSeq and is a predicted model, not a curated record.
AUGUCGCCUCAGGAGUCUCCCGCGUAUAUUGCAGGUCUGCGCAAACGAAUGGUAGCAAUCCGUCACAAUAGCAGGUUGCUCAAAAAUAAAUUAGCCGGGACUGUGCGUCACACAGAUCGCGACUCACAUGACGGACCUACCAAACAGCCACCAGUUGCUUCGCUCGCGGCGCAUCUAAGAGAUUCAAACGAUUUGAAUAGACCAAAAACUCCAGAUGCCCAAGUUGAAAGGCCACACAGGUUGGAGCCGGACGAUGCAGAGCCACCUGUGGAUGGGAAAAACAAGAGAAAGGAGAUGGUAGUACAAGACUCCAAGCAGAGGGAUAAGCGAGAAACAAAUGUAUAUGGUCCAGAUCUAGAUUCUCAUCAGGUCGUGAAAGCGAAACUAGAAGAGGAGACGGAGACAUGUAUUGAGAGUCUAAAAUAUGCUGCAGUUGGCAGAAAGAGAGGGAAAGAGAUACAAAAGGCUCUGCACGAGCUCGAAUCUGAGUCGAGUGCAAGUGAAGAGAAGAACCCUGCCCCUCCUCCCACACGGUCCACGCCAUCACUCCUUCGCAGCACCAUCGAAGCACCUGCGAAUAGUUCUGCAAGCUUUGAAUCCAAUCCUUACCCCGAGGAUGCACCCCCGUGGUCCGAAAACACUGGAAACUACAGUGCUGCAUCACUGGCGCGGCCAUUGUCUAGACGUCACCUGACACCCUUGACAGUCUCCUCUCGCCCCUCAAACUUCUCCAUCUUCCCGGUUGGUCGUGCCAUCUCUCCUAUUGCUCCUUUUGAAGUAUCUCAACAUCGAAUUACGCCCCCAAACCGAUUCAUCCGCGAAUCUGGCUCCGAGCCCUCUGUCGAGUGGUUCGAUCGAAAUGUAGCGUUUGGAUCUAACCACCCUUACUUUAACAUGACACCGCAGCAAAGAAGGGCAUACUGGGAAGAUCUUUCGAGUUAUUUUAAUAGCUCGCAAGAAAUCAGAAGUCCGUUAGACGAUGCUUCACUGCGUCCACCGAGACAGCGGCUUCUUCCAGGUAAUGAGAGGCCGGGUGCUCAAAGCUCAUCUACACCAGAUCAGUACCAGAACCAACAACUGCGCUAUGCUUCCAACCCACCAUCUUACGCAGCGCCAAAUCCACAUCGGGACCUGGAAGCGUCUUACUGGAAUAGCCUGAGCCCAGAAGCCAGACGAUUGGCAAGAGAACAUCGGAGUUCGACUCCGCCACCUGAAAUACUCCGAACGCACGAGAAGUCUCCAUCUCCCGCUGAUACGCAAAUAGGGACAGAGGAAAAGAGGAGAAGUGCUGCUGGGCUUCUCAUAAAGAAACUAACAUGCAGAGCUGGAGCCGCUACACCCGUAUACACAGGCACACCCAGAUCCAACCCUUUCGCCGCAACACCCGCGCCGCAAAAGUAUGGUAUAGCGUACCUUCGGCGAAAAAUCCAACGAGGCUCGCAAACGGACAGGCUGGGGGAACUAUGUCAUCGAUCCAGUCCAAGCGAAGAAAUCACACCCCCUCCCCCAUCUCACAGCCGCCAUAACAAGGUAUCUACCGCACACCUGGAAUUCCCACCGAUCCGUCUCUCAAGCAUGAUUCAACGCGCCCCCGCCAGCAUACGCUCAACGGACAAUAUUCACUCCAGCACUCAGGCCAACAUCCAACCCGGAGUUAGAACCACCAGUUUACCCAAUCGAAGCAACACAGACAAUACCAACAUCCGCAACGCCCGAAUAGCGGCCCUAGGCCUGCGGUCCAACGCCGCAAGGGCGAUUCGGGAGGCGAUGUUCGCGCCGGGCAUGCAAGGCAGGAUGGCGGACGUAACUGCUACAGGGCCGCGGCGCGAGAGGUAUGAGGGAUGGGGGCAUGAAGUCUGGAUCGAGGGUGGGAAUGAGAGUGGGGAAAGGGGUGGUGUUGAUAUCGCAUACCCAUACUCCCCUUCCCAUACUCCCGCCCCAGCACCCCUACCCCCUCGAGUCAAUCAGGCUCUAUCUCGUAAUCUCAGAUUCGCCCCCAGCCCACUGCGCACCGAAACCAAUUUACCGCGCCUCGCCAGUCCGCUAGAAAACGUGCCGGAUUUGCAGAUUCCACGGUAUCCCAACUAUAACUAUAAUAACAGUGAGAACAACACUGCUUUACCUCGACGGAGGCGAACUGUCUCACAACCUUCUGGCACUGACCAUGUAGAAAGAAAGGUGGACGAUAAUGAAGAGUUUCCUGUGCGAGAUAGAGCUAGGAGAUGA